Microstroma glucosiphilum is the source of this 2124-nucleotide messenger RNA. RefSeq lists its product as hypothetical. The record is from RefSeq and is a predicted model, not a curated record. NCBI's taxonomy places the organism in Eukaryota, Fungi, Basidiomycota, Exobasidiomycetes, Microstromatales, Microstromataceae. Gene Ontology annotation, cellular component: cytosol; intracellular membrane-bounded organelle; membrane. Gene Ontology annotation, molecular function: sterol binding. Gene Ontology annotation, biological process: piecemeal microautophagy of the nucleus; maintenance of cell polarity; exocytosis. The coding region runs from base 22 to 2004 and encodes 660 amino acids. The transcript is spliced from 6 exons.
CGGUCUUAGACCGCAUCGACCAUGUCUUCCGGUACCUCCGGUCCAGCGCCGGAUUCCGCCUCCACCAUGACCUCUGCCUCUGACAUCGAGCAAGCCCCGGAGGCUGUACAGAUGACAGAGGAGGAAGAACUCAAUGCCGCUCAGGACAAGGACUCCUCUGAUAGCGGGAAGCUAAAGACUCUCUUGGGGAUCCUCAAGAGGAUGGUGGGAGUCAAGGACAUGGCUGCAAUUCGGCUGUCUUUGCCUGCCAAUCUGCUGGAGCCAGUGCCAAAUCUGGAGUACUGGAACUAUCUAGAUCGAGGCGAUAUCUUUGCCAGUAUUGGCGAGCUCGACGACCCUCUCGACCGCAUGAUCCAGACACUUCGUUUCACAUUCACAAAGGAGCUCAAGUUCGUCCACGGAAAGGUCUGCAAGCCUUACAACUCCAUUCUCGGCGAACACUUCCGCUGUCAUUGGGACAUUCAGGGGAUGCAGCUCAAUGCUGAUGGCAACCUGAUCCCUGUACAGUGUGUCAAUGUGUCCAAUCCGACGCCUCUGCCUUUAGUCAACUCGGACCCUGCAAGUCUGAGGAGUCGCAAGUCAUCUCGGCCUGCCUCUGUGCGGGAUACCACGCCUACCCAUACCACGACGCCUAGCACGCCUGUGGCAGAGUCCUCCGCAAGUACUGCCACUCCUGACAAGGAAAAGAAGAAGAUGUCAGGUUUCAGCAAGCUUAUAUCCGCCACCAAAGGGCACAAGAGCUCAUCCUCAUCCACCCACAGCACCGGUACGGUAGCGUCAAACAUCGGCGGUGCUACAACAAGUAGCAAGAGCUCUGUAAAGUCGCCAGUGUUGUCUGCUACUGGCGCAGAGCAUGACAAGAAGCUCGCCAGCAACAUGGAUCGUCUUUCCAUCAGCUCAGCGAAAGGCUCGAAGGAGAACAAUGGGCAGCGAAGAAUCACAUUCAUUACCGAACAAGUUUCCCACCAUCCGCCAAUCUCUUCCUUCUUCGUAGAGUGCAAGGACUCGGGUGUCCAGCUCUGUGGUGUGGACCAGCUCUCAGCAAAGUUCACUGGCACGUCGAUUAGAGUAUACCCGGGAGAGGCGAAUAAGGGCAUUUUCGUCAAGCUCACAGAAGACGCACUCGUAGGGCCACAGGUGGCAGGAGAGGAAUAUCAAAUUACUCAUCCAACGGCUUCCCUCAACGGUCUAUUGCGAGGCGCGCUGUGGGUAGCUAUCUGCGAUACGCUCUUCAUCACUUGCAGGGGAGGUUCGCGGCAGAAUGACAAUGGCAAGCGGCUCAGAAGCAUCGUAGAGUACAAAGAGGAAUCCUGGCUUAGCAAAGCCAAGUACUUUCUGGAAGGUGUCAUCUACGAAUAUGACAUGUCGAAAGGGGAAGCUGCCGUCGAAGAGUUCAAGACCAUUAAAGAAGUGCCUUCGGAUCGAAUUGUAGGCACUUUUGAGGGCAGCUGGAAGGGCAAGAUCACAUGGAAGAGGAAAGGAGAGAAGGAGUCGCGACUUCUCGUCAAUCUGGAUGAGGUAGAGCCACUUCCGAAGACUGUUCGUCCUCUUGCUUCACAAGAUGAGAUGGAGUCUCGCAAGAUCUGGGAGACCGUCACUACAGCGAUCCUCACCAAAGACUUCGCGGGAGCGACGAGGCACAAGCAGCGAAUCGAGCAGGCGCAGCGAGAGAAGGCUGCUAAUCGAAAGAGGAACGGAGAAGAAUUCGUGCCGCGCUUCUUCGAAGUAGACAUCUCCAACGGGCGGCCGCGUCUCACCGCGGAGGGUCGAAGUGCCGUGGAUGCAGAGACGCAGUUGAUUGGCUACGGCAAAGGAGAGAAUGUAGCAGAGGAGGACAGGAGUCAGGCUGAGAAGGCUGCCAUGGGCAAGACCGGAGGUGCAGAGCCACGAACAGAGAAGGACAAUGAUGGUGGCGACGAGGAUGAUGAUGAUGAUGCGGACAGCUUUGCCAGUGCGGAAGGCGAAUUGACGGCGCGAUCCAAGGCGGGCGAUUCACACAACUGAUCGUAGCCAGGAGCUCCUACAUCUGUUGCUUUCGCCCUCCCACCCUCAAAGAUAGAGAGGGUCGCCGUCCAACGCUCGUUUUUCCCUGCUUCUCUACAUCCAUCGCUGGGAAUGCGCGAG